Molecule: messenger RNA, 810 nt
Organism: Aspergillus saccharolyticus JOP 1030-1
Lineage: Eukaryota; Fungi; Ascomycota; Eurotiomycetes; Eurotiales; Aspergillaceae
Gene: nctA
Product: negative cofactor 2 transcription regulator complex subunit BUR6
Exons: 2
Coding region: 1-810 (269 amino acids)
Biological process (GO): positive regulation of transcription by RNA polymerase II; negative regulation of transcription by RNA polymerase II; transcription by RNA polymerase II
Cellular component (GO): negative cofactor 2 complex; nucleus
Molecular function (GO): transcription corepressor activity; transcription coactivator activity; RNA polymerase II general transcription initiation factor activity
Source: RefSeq, a predicted model, not a curated record
AUGACCGAAAAAGACAAUUCCACCUACCGACCACGAUCCCCUGAUUUUUCCACCUUCCAGUCCCCCAUCUCCCCUUCCGUCAACCACCCCGUCUACCCGUUUGGGAAUCCGCUCGCCCAUCGCGCUUCUUACGACGCCUCACCUUUCUUCACCCCGCAGUAUCAACAACAAUUUCCGUCCGCUCCCCCGGGCCCGCUAAACAGGGUUCCCCAGCAACAGUUCAAUAUCUAUCCCUUUGCGGACGCGACACAUCUACAUCCUGACAUGGCUCGUCGUUCGACGCGUAUCGCUCAGGCCGCUGAGGCCGCUGAGGCCGCGCCACCAGCUCCAAGCAGAUACAUCGACCCUGUUGUCUCAAAAGAAGAGGAGCCUGCGCGGCUUCCAUCUCCGUCUCCUCCCCCUCCUCCUCCGGCGGCCGUUGCUGCUGCUCCGGCUCCCAUCGCUGUCCCGGUCGAGGUGAAGACCAAAUUCCCCGUCGCGCGCAUAAAGCGUAUCAUGCAGGCGGAUGAGGAUGUCGGCAAGGUUGCGCAGGUCACGCCAAUUGCUGUCUCCAAAGCACUCGAACUAUUCAUGAUUUCCCUCGUCACCAAAGCCGCUAAGGAAGCCAAGGAUCGCAAUUCCAAGCGCGUCACCGCUUCGCAUCUGAAACAAGCGGUAGCCAAGGAUGAAGUACUUGACUUUCUCGCAGAUAUCAUCGCCAAGGUGCCUGACCAACCUGCGAGCCGGAAACACGACGACGACGGCAGUGAUCAGAACGAGCAGCCGAAACGCAAGCGAGGGGGUCGUCGACCGAAGGACGAUAGUGAUUGA